AUGGCAACCGGGGAGACCCGGUGUAACCCGGGCGAGUAUGAGGUUACCAGCCUUUGCCGCUGCAGCAAACUCUGCCCGGCUGGCUACUAUGUCAGCAAAUACAUAGACCAGGCCCACAGCGUUGGAGAAUGCAGAGAGUGCGAGUCUGGAAGCUUCCGGGCCCACCCCAGUGAGGAGAGCAGCUGCGUGCCGUGUUCCCAGUGCCGGGAGGAUCAGGAGGUGGUGACUGAAUGCUUCCCAACCAGCGACCGGCUAUGCCAGUGCAAGCAGGGCGGCUUCUACUGCGAUUCCAUGGACUGCACAGAGAGCUGCUUCCGGUGCAAAAGGUGUGAAGACAGCACCAUCCUUCAACCCUGCAACGCCACAAGGGAUACAGUUUGUGCUGUAAAAAUUCAUCCAGAGGCUGGAGGGAUGAGCCUGUCGUGCCUCCUGCCGGGGAGGUUCGUGGCGACAGUCAUCAAGAGAGCACUUCGGGGCCUGGAGAAUGGCGGUGCUGCCACCACGCCCAAGAGCAGCACGUCACUUGGAUGGGGAAACCUAAAGUGGUUGUGGAUCCCCUUUGCUGCGACCGUGGUCCUUUCCAUCACCACGGCCAUCAUCAUCGCCGUCACUCGCCGCUGUAGCAGAAGAGAAAAUCCAGAGGAGCCAGGCAGCCCUGUAAGUAUCACCCUGGGAUUUGUCCAGUGA
Messenger RNA from Lipotes vexillifer (Yangtze River dolphin), 687 nucleotides. RefSeq names its product tumor necrosis factor receptor superfamily member 26-like. Gene Ontology annotation, cellular component: plasma membrane; cell surface. The transcript is spliced from 7 exons. NCBI's taxonomy places the organism in Eukaryota, Metazoa, Chordata, Mammalia, Artiodactyla, Lipotidae. The coding region runs from base 1 to 687 and encodes 228 amino acids. Gene Ontology annotation, biological process: TRAIL-activated apoptotic signaling pathway; positive regulation of apoptotic process. The record is from RefSeq and is a predicted model, not a curated record. Gene Ontology annotation, molecular function: protein binding.